This is a messenger RNA of Cornus florida, 3590 nucleotides long. Its product is annotated as proline-rich extensin-like protein EPR1. The coding region runs from base 1 to 3429 and encodes 1142 amino acids. The record is from RefSeq and is a predicted model, not a curated record. The transcript has a single exon. Gene Ontology annotation, molecular function: protein binding. Lineage: Eukaryota; Viridiplantae; Streptophyta; Magnoliopsida; Cornales; Cornaceae.
AUGAAGGCCGUCCUCCUCAGCGUUCUUUUCAUCUCUCUUUUGUUGUCUUCAUUUUCUUCGCUUGUUUUGGCUCAUGGCGACGCCAACGAUAUUGAGAAUCAUGAGUUCGAUCUUGAUAUGAACUUUACAAAUGUGAGGAUCAAGCAAGCUUAUAUUGCUCUUCAAUCAUGGAAAAAAACUAUGCUCUCUGACCCUCAUAAUGUUACUACCAAUUGGGUCGGAGCUGAUGUGUGUGCCUACACCGGCAUUGUGUGCUCGAAGGCACAGGAUAAUCCGACAUUGACCGUUGUUACUGGUGUUUAUCUCAGCCACGGUGACAUUGACGGGUCUCUUCCUCCGGAGCUCGGGCUUUUGACCGAUUGUAAUCUUUUCAACAUUAACUUUAACAGGUUUAAUGGCGUAUUCCCCAAGAGCUUCUCCAAGCUUCAGGGUUUGCAACAACUCGAUGUCAGCUACAACCGCUUUGUUGGUCCAUUUCCUGACGUCGUUCUAGAGUUUCAAUCUCUCAAAUAUCUAAACUUAAGGCACAAUGAGUUUGAAGGACAAUUGCCCAAACUACUCUUUGAGAAGAAGUUUGAUGGUGUGUUCUUGGAUAACAACAAGUUCACAUCUAACACAGAUUUUUGUGAGCUGAGAUGUGGAAACCAUCCCAUCAGUCCCACUCCAGAUGUACCACAAACACCUAAUACCCCCUCAAACCCAUCUCCACCAGCGCCAAAACCACCAUCACCAACACCAGAAAGUCCUAAAUUCAACGCGCCACCAACACCUACACAGUCUCCACCAUCACCGGUUGGUACACCUUCUGUCCCAUCAACACCUACUUCAACACCGCCAACCCCUUCGUCUCAGGCAUCACCUCCUCCAACACCAUCAAAGAGUUAUACUCCACCUCCCACAUCAAAACCACCAACAUCAACUCCACCAUCCCCUUUAUCCCAAGCAUUAUCUCCUCCGACACCAUCAACGGGUUAUAAUCCACCUCCCACUUCAAAGCCACCAACAUCAACUCCGCCAACCCCUACGUUCCAAACAUCACCUCCUCCGACACCACCAAUGAGUUACAAUCCACCUCCAACAACCAAACCACCAACAUCAACUCCGCCAACCCCUACAUCCCAAGCAUCACCUCCUCCGACACCAUCAACGGGUUACAGUCCACCUCCCAUAUCCAAGCCACCAACAUCAACUCCAUCAACCGCUUCAUCCCAAGCAUCACCUCCUCCAACACCAUCAACGGGUUACAAUCCACCUCCCACUUCAAAUCCACCAACAUCAACUCCGCCAACCCCUACAUCCCAAGCAUCACCUCCUCCAACACCAUCAACAAGUUACAAUCCACCUCCCACAUCCAAGCCACCAACAUCAACUCCACCAACCCCUACAUCGCAAGCAUCACCUCCUCCAACACCAUCAACAAGUUAUAAUCCACCUCCCAUGUCAAAGCCACCAACCUCAACUCCACCAACCCCUACAUCCCAAACAUCACCUCCUCCGACACCAUCAACAAGUUAUAAUCCACCUCCCACAUCCAAGCCACCAACAUCAACUCCGCCAACCCCUUCAUCCCAAACAUCACCUCCGCCAACACAAUCAACAUCGACUCCACCAACAUCAACUCCACCAACCCCUACAUUCGAAGCAUCACCUCCUCCGACACCAUCGACAUCAACUCCACCAACACCUACAUCCCAAGCAUCACCUCCUCCAACACCAUUAAAGAGUUAUACUCCACCUCCCACAUCAAAGCCACCAACAUCAACUCCACCAACCCCUACAUCCCAAGCAUCACCACCUCUCACACCAUCAACAUCAACUCCACCAACUCCAACAUCCCAAGCACUACCUCCUCCGACACCAUCAACAAGUUAUACUCCACCUUCCACAUCCAAGCCACCAUCAUCAACUCCACCAACUCCUUCAUCCGAUGUCUCACCUCCUCCACAACCAUCCAAGAGUUAUACUCCACCACCGACUUCAACUCCACCAAACCCUUCAUCCAAAGUAUCACCUCCACCAAAAGAAGUCACAACUUAUAUUCCACCUCCCAUUUCCAAGCCACCAACUUCAACUCCGCCAAGCCCUUCACAACGAGCAUCACCUCCUCCGCAAGAAUAUGACACUCAUUCUCCACCACCCAUAUCAAAGCCACCAACAUCAACUCCUCCAACCCCUUCAUCCCAAACAUUACCUCCUCCGACACCAUCAAUGGGUUACACUCCACCUUCCACAUCAAAGCCACCAACAUCAACUCCGCCAACCCCUCCAUCUAGAGUAUCACCUCCCCCGACACCGUCAAGGACUUAUACUCCUCCUCCCACUUCUAAUCCACCAAGCCACACACCAAAACCAUCUCCCAUCCCUACUCCAACUCAAACACCUUUUUUGGCUCCUCCUAAACCUGGCAAAGCAUCUCCAGGCCCAGCUCCAACUCAAACACCUAUUUUGACUCCUCCUAAACCUGGCAAAGCAUCUCCAGGCCCAGCUCCGACUCAAACACCAUUUUCGGCUCCUCCUAAACCUAGUAAAGAGUCUCCAAGCCCAACUCCAUCUCGAACACCAGUUUCAGCUCCGCCUAAACCUGUCAAAGAAUCUCCAGGACCAGCUCCGAUACGAACACCAGUUCAACCUCCUAAGGCAUCUCCAUUCCCAACUCCAACUUUAACACCAAUUUAUACUCCUCCUAAAAGAUCUCCAGUCCCGGCUCCAGCUCCAAAACUAAGUUUCCCACCUCAAAAACCUCCUAGGCCAUCCCCAAUCCCAACUCCUGCUAGAACACUGACUCCAGCUCGAACACCGAUUUAUCCUCCUCCUCAGAAAACUCCUAAGCCAUCACCAAUCCCAUCUCCAACUCAUACACCAGUUUCAGCUACUCCUAAAUCUUCUCCAAUCCCGACUCCAUCUCGAACACCAAUUUAUCCACCUCAGAAACCUCCUAAGUCAUCUCCAGUCCCAGCUCCAACUCAUACACCAAUUUCUGCUCCACCAAAACCAACUAAGCCAUCUCCAGCCCCAACUCCAGUUUUGACACCAGUCUCAACUCCUCCUAAACCUACUAAGCUAUCUCCAACCCCAACUCCAGUUUUGACACCAGUUUCGGCUCCUCCUAAACCUACUAAGCCAUCUCCAGUCCCUCCUCCAACUUCCACACCAGUUUCAGCUCCUCCUAAGUCAUUUUCCGGCCUACCACCAGUCCAAUCGCAUCCACCACCACUAACUUCUACACCAGUUUCAACUCCUCCCAAACCAUCCCCUGUCCCACCAACGAUUCAAUCGCAUCCACCAGCACCAACACCUGCACGAUCAUUAACUCCUCCUCCUACUCAUGCGGUUUCUUCACCACCGCCAAAGCACGAUGACUUCAUUCUCCCACCAAACUUGGGCGCACAAUACUCUUCCCCACCUCCGCCAAUGUUCCAAGGCUAUUAAAUAGUUAACCAUUAGCCUUUUUAUGUAUUAAUACCAUUGAUUUUGACUUCAGAAUAUAUGUACAAGCUCACUCAUUCACAUGAGUUUCUAAACUAUGGACAUUUUUUUAUACUUUAACCAUACCGUUACCUAAAUGAGAUUCAGUUGUCAAAUUUUUGUUA